This is a messenger RNA of Penicillium oxalicum, 4218 nucleotides long. RefSeq lists its product as uncharacterized. Gene Ontology annotation, biological process: cell wall modification; carbohydrate metabolic process. The record is from RefSeq and is a predicted model, not a curated record. The transcript is spliced from 7 exons. Bases 1 to 4218 code for a protein of 1405 amino acids. Gene Ontology annotation, molecular function: glycosaminoglycan binding; N-acetylglucosamine-6-sulfatase activity; pectinesterase activity. NCBI's taxonomy places the organism in Eukaryota, Fungi, Ascomycota, Eurotiomycetes, Eurotiales, Aspergillaceae.
AUGGUGCUUGCUCAGGUUGCUGGCCUUGCGGCCUCUCUCGGUUUUCUGGGAUCUCACUCUCUAAGUAGCCCCGAUUCGGUACUACAAACAGGCUCCCUAGUCUCGCCAAAGCCGCCGAAUUUCCUAUUCAUACUCACAGACGACCAAGACCUUCAACUGGAGUCAAUGUCCUACAUGCCUUUAGUGAAGCAGCAUCUCGGCGACAAGGGAACCUCAUUCCUGAAUCAUUUUGUCACCACGGCAAUAUGUUGUCCCUCUCGUGUCAGCUUAUGGACCGGCCGCCACGCACAUAAUACAAACGUUACCGACGUGAAUCCGCCUUAUGGAGGUUAUCCCAAAUUUGUGGACCGAGGGUUCAACGACAACUUUUUGCCGGUUUGGCUUCAACAGGCAGGCUACGACACUUAUUACACAGGCAAACUCUUCAAUUCACACACGGUGGAGAACUAUCAUAGCCCGUAUGUGAACGGCUUCAACGGAUCCGACUUUCUGUUGGAUCCGUACACUUAUUCCUAUCUGAAUUCUACGUAUCAACGACAACGGGAGGCCCCUGUGAGCUACGAAGGACGGCAUACGACAGACGUCAUCAAAGAGAAAGCGCUGGGCUUCCUUGACGAUGCGCUGAAUGGUGAUCGUCCGUUUUUUGUCACAGUCGCUCCUAUUGCACCUCACUCGAAUCUCGACCCCCAGAAUCUACGAAGCGGCAAGGUGGUCAUGACUGCCCCUGUUCCUCUAGAUCGCCACAAGCAUCUUUUUGAAGGUACUCAGGUGCCUCGAACCCCCAAUUUCAACCCUGAUACACCCAGUGGCGUCGGUUGGGUACGCAAUCUCGAUCGACAAAAUCAAACAGAAAUUGACUAUGAUGACGAGUUCUACCGUGCGCGCCUACGUGCUCUGCAGGGCGUUGAUGAGCUCGUGGACUCUCUAGUCGCCCGACUAGAGAAAAGUGAAAAGCUGGACGACACCUACAUUAUUUAUACGUCAGACAAUGGAUUUCAUAUCGGCCAACAUCGUUUACCACCGGGAAAGACAUGUGGAUUCGAGGAGGAUAUUCGCGUACCAUUGAUCAUUCGAGGACCAGGAGUUCUCGAGGGAAAUAUCGAACAGGCAGUCACAACACAUAUUGAUUUUGCCCCAACCAUAUUCAAGUUAGCGGGCGUCACACCACGGGAAGACUUUGACGGCACGGCGAUCCCCGUCCUGUUUGAACAAGGGGAUGUUCGCCACGAACACGUCACGGUGGAAUUUUGGGGGACGGCGGUGAUAGAAGGCAUAUAUGGAGGCAUCGGUGAGUAUUAUAGAUCUCGUGGUGACCGAUUGACCCCACGAUGGCUGCCCACGCGAAUUCACGCGACUCAGAUUGAUGCUGAAGCUUUCACACUAGGCCCUGACGGCUCAGCCAGUAUUCCAAACAACACCUACAAGGCUAUUCGUGUGCUUUCUAAAGAUUACAACUUGUAUUACUCCGUUUGGUGUAGCAACGAGCACGAGCUCUAUGACCUAUCGACUGAUCCCUACCAGAUGAAAAAUUUAUAUCCGGCCAGGACACAGACUAAUGGGCCACGGAUUCUUGGGCGCAGCCUGGACCAGGUAGUCCGCCGCUUAGAUACUUUGCUUCUGCUCACCAAGUCCUGUCAAGGCAAAACAUGUAUCGAUCCUUGGAAGGUGCUUCAUGGCAAUGGGCAGGUGAAAACCCUUCGUGAUGCUAUGAGCGAAAGUUACGACCGGUUCUACGCCAAACAACCUUUAGUGUCGUUCUCCCGAUGUGAUCUUGGAUACGUGAUUGAUGGCGAGGGCCCACAAAGACCGCUUCUGACACGCCACGGGAUUGAAUGGGAUGCGUGGGUAACCGGAAGCGACUAUCAUCGCCUGAAGGGAGAUGCCCCGUUCGUACACAAAAUGAAAACGCCACUCUGUAUUUUUCUUGCGGCGCUAUCUGCUGUAUCGCAUGCACUUCCAGGGCUCGCGCAUGAGGCUGUUGAAGAACGUACAGUCUGUUCCGGUGCAUCUGCCCGGACAGUGCCUGCGAAACAUGCAGUAGUCGUCGACAACAGUGCGCGGCCGUUCCCCGGAUCUUAUAACACGGUCCAGGCAGGCGUCGACGCUCUUAGCAAGACGGCCAGUAUUCCACAAACGCUAUUUAUUUUCCCUGGUACAUACAACGAGCAAGUGUAUAUUCCACGCCUCGCCUCCAACCUUACAGUCCAGGGAUAUACAUGCAAUGCCAAGAGCUAUCAACAUAACACAGCGACUAUCACCUACAAUCUUGCGCUCAUCAACACGACCAGUGAUGAUCUGACAGCGACUUUGCGCCAAUGGAAUCCAAACACGAAGAUCUACAACCUGAAUGUUGUUAACACCUUCGGUCACAUUCCCAAGAACGGUCAAAAUCUCGCGGUGUCAGCGGAAACCGGUCAUCAGGGGUACUACGGCUGCCAGCUGAUAGGUUAUCAGGAUACUUUACUCGCUGAAACUGGUACUCAACUUUAUGCGAAGAGCCUGAUUGUGGGCGCUGUUGACUUUAUCUUUGGGCAAACGGCUUUGGCGUGGUUCGAGAACAUUGACAUUCGAACCAUCGCACCGGGGUGCAUCACAGCCUCCGGCCGCAGCAGCGCAGACAAUCCAUCCUGGUAUGUGAUCAGCCGCUCAACGAUCACGGGUAUCAACGAUACAAUUGCAGCUGGAACAAACUACUUGGGCCGACCGUGGCGCUCUUUCGCCCGCGUGGUUUUCCAAGAUUCCUACCUCGGCGAUAUCAUCGAUCCAUCGGGAUGGGAGCGAUGGUCCACGAGUACUCCUAACACCGAGGAUGUGACAUUUGCCGAAUUCAACAAUCGUGGACCUGGAUCUGUGAGAGAAGAAGGGCCUCGAGCCAACUUUAGUGAACAACUUUCCAGUCCCAUUCCUAUUCGGUCUAUUCUGGGCGAGAGAUUUGAAGACGAGUGGUGGGUAGACACCGAUUACCUUGAGCCCAGCGACCUGAAAACCACAAAGUCGAAACCAAGCGCUUCAACCUACUCAAGAACGACUGCAAAUUCUGAAUAUACAACAAUCACAACUUCCCUAGUCAUUUCAAGCCCCUUGACAACCGUAGCGGCAACCCUAUCGCCUACCGCUGCGCCUACGCCCUCAUCUUCACCCGCAUCAUCGAGCCCUUCCGCCUCAUCAAGUACCAACUGUACUUGCACUGAAUAUGCACAGAUCUCGGCGGCCGUGAAAUCCUGCACUGAAAUUGUUUUGUCAAACAUCGCCGUCCCCGAUGGAUCUGCCGUCGACCUCUCUGGACUUCGGGCAGGAUCGACUGUGAGAUUUGAUGGACUGACGACUUUUGGCUUUACCAACUCUUCCAGUUUCAACCCGAUAACUAUCAGUGGGUCCGGCAUUACAGUGACGGCAAACCCUGGAGCCAUCAUUGACGGUAAUGGGCAAGCUUACUGGGAUGGCCAGGGUUCAAACGGCGGUGUGCCCAAGCCCGACCAUUUUAUUGUGGUGAAGAAGGUGACUGGGAACUCGAUCAUUGAGAAAUUACAUAUUCAGAACUGGCCGGUCCAUCUCUUCACCAUUAGCAGUUGUUCGGACCUCGUCUUCCAGGACCUGGUACUGAAUAACACUGCCGGCGAUGCGCCAAACGCCAGAAGUGGAAGCCUGCCAGCAGCACACAAUUCGGAUGGCUUUGACGUCAGCAGUUCAAACAACAUUGUCAUCCGGCGCAGUGUUGUGUUCAAUCAAGAUGACUGUGUAGCCGUGACCAGUGGUAACAACAUGACGAUAUCCGAGCUGGAAUGCCAUGGCGGACACGGCCUUUCUAUUGGCUCAGUCGGGCUGAAAUCCAAUAAUAAUGUGACAAACAUCAAGUUUACUGACUCAUCCGUCCAUGAUUCUUCGAAUGGUUGUCGCAUCAAGACCAACUAUAACGCGACGGGAUACGUUGCUAACAUCACCUUUUCCGAUAUUUCGCUUCAUGGGAUUACUACUUAUGGAAUCGAUGUGCAACAAGACUACCUCAACGGUGGGCCGACCGGGAACCCGUCGAAUGGGGUGAUCAUUGAAAACCUCUUGUUCGAGAACGUGACCGGCACAGCCACCUCAGCUGCACAGGAUUACUAUGUCCUUUGUGGAGAGGGCUCGUGCUCUGAGCUUGUUUUUGAUGGUGUCUCGAUCGAGGGAGGAUCUGUGGCCAGCAGUUGCAACUUUCCUGUGACUGGAUGCCCGUCUUGA